AUGGAAUGGGUCCAGAGGUAUAUCGCACAGUUUGGAGGUGACCCAGACAAUGUGACUGCCGUUGGCCAGUCUGCUGGAGGUAUAUCGAUCGGUCACCACAUGGUUGCGAACGAUCCGAUGAAAUUUCAUCGCGCUGUGUGUAUGUCAGGGCUGGGGAGUACACUUCGUCCUCGAACUUUACAGGAGCAUGAAAUCCUUUUCAAUGCUACAUGCCGACAUUUUUCUAUUGAGCCGAGAUCAUCUGAUGCCCUGAAUCAGUUGCGACGGGUCGACCAACAGGUCCUGGCCGAUGCAGACAACGUCAUCCAAAAUGUGACUGUUGGCACAGGCAAUCCGUGUGACGAUGGGUGGUUCUACGCGCGCAGUCCUAACGACGUGUCCAAAGCACCAACCUGGCUGAAAUCAUUUCUCAUAGGUGAUGUUCACGACGAAGGGGUCGUCUUCACUGAGAAUCUUCAAAAGGAUACUUACGACACAGUCCGCAGCACAAUGAUAACACAUGUUCUGAAUAAGACUUUUGUCGACAAAGUUCUCAAACUGUACCAUAUCCACGCAGGAGUCACAGAAAAAGACCUUAUCAAUCGAGUAUGCAACAUGGGUGCCGACGCCGUCUUCAAAAUCCAAAACUACGAAACCACACUUGUGAACAGACGCCUCCAGGAGGAAAAGGCAUUGGUCAAAUACCACUUCGAUCAACGCUCUCGUCUCCCUAACAUCCUGCACGGCAAAGCAUACCACGGCAUUGACGUUCUCUAUCUUUUUCGGAAACCUUUUAAUAAGGACGAGCUUGCCAUGGCUCUCGACUUUCAGUCGGCAUGGAUUCAAUUCAUCAACGGACAGACGCCAUGGCAAAGCGAUCACAGUAUCUGGAAGAUCUGGGGUCCGAAUUCUCUAGCAAGAGUUGAAACGGAGCGGGAAGACGAGGCUAUUCGUCGCUAUUCCCGAUUCAAAGGUUUAUUGGCUCUGGGCGCGGCCGAUCAUCUUUGGGACAGAUAUCUUGAUGCGAUGGACUUUUUGCUGAUGAAGCGCGAUAACGUCGGUAAAGGUGAACGAGGGGAAUGA
Messenger RNA from Penicillium maclennaniae, 1062 nucleotides. RefSeq names its product alpha/beta-hydrolase. The transcript has 2 exons. The record is from RefSeq and is a predicted model, not a curated record. The coding region runs from base 1 to 1062 and encodes 353 amino acids. NCBI's taxonomy places the organism in Eukaryota, Fungi, Ascomycota, Eurotiomycetes, Eurotiales, Aspergillaceae.